Pipistrellus kuhlii (Kuhl's pipistrelle) is the source of this 3093-nucleotide messenger RNA. RefSeq names its product NFKB inhibitor like 1 (gene NFKBIL1). NCBI's taxonomy places the organism in Eukaryota, Metazoa, Chordata, Mammalia, Chiroptera, Vespertilionidae. Gene Ontology annotation, molecular function: protein binding. The coding region runs from base 1554 to 2780 and encodes 408 amino acids. Gene Ontology annotation, cellular component: nucleus. Gene Ontology annotation, biological process: canonical NF-kappaB signal transduction; negative regulation of toll-like receptor signaling pathway. The record is from RefSeq and is a predicted model, not a curated record. The transcript is spliced from 4 exons.
UUUGCUAUGUUUCUACAACAAGUUUCAAAGGGCAGCUCUUUUGGGUGUUUGGAGAAUAUAGAAACAAGACUCAAGAGAGGGGCUAAAUGAGAAAUGAUAAAACAAAAGGAUUUUCCCAUAGUCAUUUUAUUGACAGUUUUUAUUGUUACAAAGGAAGUCCAUGCAUACACAGUGACAAGCUUCACUUCAUAUCUCAGGAAGCAGCAAUCAUCUGAUAGGUCUUUGGGGUAAUAAGAAGUGAGAGAAAGCCAAUGAAGAGAAAGACCAACUUAAGAGAGAUGAAGGGGAGGCUAAAAAAUGCACCAUCUUUCUGGAACUACAGUAACAGGCUAAAUGAAAUCAUCAUUUUAUCUUUUCAGGUAGUGCAGGCUCUCUGGGAAAGGAGAGGUGGGAAGAACCAAUUUUUCAGAGAAUACUAGGGUCACAGAGUGAGUAGAGUUGGAGUCACAGACAGAAGUGAGGAAACGGCUGUGUUUAGGUUUUGGCAGCUGGACAUGAGGUGGUAAUAAUAUCACAGGGUUGCCAUUAAUCGAGUCAUAACUACUACAUGCCAGAAACCAUGCUGGGCUCUGUUCAGCAUGGCUCCUGAUCACUGCAGCAGCAGGAAAGGUGGGCAUUGCUGCUCCUGGGAAGGCAGUGAGGCCCCAGGUUAAGUAACUCGUUCUGGUUGCCUGCCAACUAGCAGCAGGGUCAGGAGCGGGAUCCCCGCCUGCCGGGCUCUGGAGUUAUCGUGUUUUCUACACACCCGCGUUUUCAUGCUACAGAUUUCACAGGGGGGUUGGCUGAGGUGACUUGGGAGUUUAUAAGGUCUCAGCGAAGGUUAAAGAACAAUGAGGAGACGCAGGUCUGAGCAGGAUAUCUAUAUUUCACAGGAGAAUUAUUGGGUCUUGCCUCCUAGAAUUCCCAGGGAAUGGAAAACAGAGUAGGAUUAGGAUGGGAGGUGACUCUGGUUUGGGGUUUCUUUUGAGGAGGCGUCAGGCACUGGGUUUGUCCUAGGCAGCAAUCCGGUAGUUGGGAUGGACCUGGGGCCUGACGUCGCAGACCAUGCCGAGGAGCUGGGCCAGGACCCGCUCUCGGUGUUUCUGCUGGGAGCUCUGCAUGCCCUGCACCUGGCGCCUGGUGGCCUGCUCCACCUCCGCGGACAGGUUUCCCUGGGAGCCCAUGGCCUGGAAGGUGAGGAAGGGGCAGAAGAGGGAAAGGAAGAGACAGAGAAAGGGGGUCCAGGCAUGUGCAGGAAAGAUUCUGGAGCAAGGCCCUCUCCAAACCACCCAUCCCACGGAAACAGCCAGACACCGGGACCACCCUCUCCUCCAAGACCCGGUGUGCCACGCCAGCUGUACAAUCCCCACCCUCACCGCCCACAACCACGGCACUCUGCCCCCCAAAUGCCAUCGUGCUCCACACAGACUGUGGCCAUUCUGCCACAACUGCCCGAGUCCUUCAGAUGCACAGGCUCCUAAAUGUCACAAAGCUUGACCAACGUCACAUGGUCCCCACCAGGACCCCCUUCUGUCCUUGACCAUCUUAUUUUAUCGUAGAAUCACCCGCACCAGAUGGAAGAUCCCCACUUCUCCCGGACUCACCGCCUGCUGUUUGCUCUGGAAUUCCACCUCUCGCUCCCGCCGGUAUUGCUCCACUUCCAUCUGUGCCUCCUCCUUUGCCUGCUUCAGACGCCGGGCCUUCCCUGGAAGCAAAGACAGGAUGGGCCCAGGAGUUCCAUGGCCUCCACCUCCCGCCGCCAGCGCCGAGAGCGUCGCUUCCGGCGGUACUUGUCUGCAGGUCGGCUGGCCCGGGCCCAGGCCCUCCUCCGGCGACACCCCGGCCUCGAUGUAGAUGCUGGGCAGCCCCCGCCACUGCACCGGGCCUGUGCCCGCCACGAUGCGCCUGCCCUGUGCUUGCUUCUUCGGCUCGGGGCUGACCCUGCCCACCAGGACCGCCACGGAAACACGGCGCUGCACGCUGCCGCCCGCCAGGGUCCUGAUGCCUAUACCGACUUCUUCCUGCCGCUGCUGCAUCGCUGCCCCUCUGCCCUGGGAGUAAAGAAUAAGGAUGGGAAGACCCCAGGACAAAUUCUGGGCUGGGGACCCCCUUGGGGUUCUGCUGAAGAGGAGGAGGAAGACGCGUCCAAGGAGCACCAGUGGAGGCAGAAGCUGCAGGAAGAGCUGGAGGACGAGUGGCAGGAGGUCACGGGGUGGCUCGAAGACUAUGCUUCCCGUGAGGCCCCGGAACCCGAGUCCUUCUCAGCCUGGUCAGAUCGCCUGGCGCGGGAGCAUGCCCAGAAGUGCCGGCAGCAGCGUGAGGCCACGGGGGCCUGCCGGCCCGCCCGGGCUGAGGGCGCCCGUCUGGGCUGGCGGCGGCUGGAGGAGGAGCGGAGGCUCUUCCAAGAGCGGGCCAGGACCAAGGAGGAGGAGCUGCGGGAGAGCAGAGCCCGGCGGGCGCAGGAGCGGGCGCAGGAGGCUCGCAGGGACCUGGGGCCCGGGGCCCAGCAGCCCAGGGGAGUCGGCAGGGGUAAUCUCUGGCGCUUCGGCGAUGUGCCCUGGCCUUGCCCUGGGGGAGGGGACCCGGAGGCCAUGGCAGCAGCCCUGGUGGCCCGGGGUCCCCCCUUGGCGGAGAAAGAGGCCCUGAGGAGGUACUUGAGGGCCCAGCAGGUUCGCUGGCACCCAGACCGCUUCCUACAGCGAUUCGGGAGCCAGAUUGAGGCCUGGGAGCUGGGCCGAGUGAUGGGAGCCGUGACAGCCCUUUCUCAGGCCCUGAAUCGCCGAGCGGAGGCCCUCAAGUGACCUCCGGGAGACCAGGCGGGACUGCAGGGAACGCAGCCUUCGAGGCACCGGCAGGAAGGGCAUGGCCAGAGGUGGGGUGACGAGCCGCGGCAGACCGCACUGUGAGCAGAGGAUGUGGGGUGCGAGCGAAACUUGUGAUGAGCGGGGGCGGGCAGCCACCACUGCUCCGGCUCCGCCACUUCCUAAUAAGACCUGGUUCCACGUCCCACUCCCAGGCUCGCAUCGCCCAUGCCGUCUUCGCCGCGGGCUGCCGAACCCAGCUCUGCACUGACCCGCACGCACGGCCGCCUGCGCCGGACGCCGGCGGCCCUGA